Molecule: messenger RNA, 789 nt
Organism: Sycon ciliatum
Lineage: Eukaryota; Metazoa; Porifera; Calcarea; Leucosolenida; Sycettidae
Exons: 2
Coding region: 1-789 (262 amino acids)
Source: RefSeq, a predicted model, not a curated record
AUGAUCCGCUUGGUAACGUCAGGUGUGGAGUUUUCCUUUGAUGGUGUCAUGUAUCGACAGAUUGAUGGUGUUGCUAUGGGUUCGCCCCUUGGUCCUGUUUUGGCAAAUAUAUUUGUUGGUUAUUACGAAUGUCAGAUUCCGGUUAGUUUGAUGCCCCCAUUGUACGUGAGAUUUGUCGAUGAUUCUUUCUCGUAUUUUCAGUCUGAGGCUCAGUGCCUCCAAUUUCGUGAUCUGCUGAGGAAGGUUGUUGAUGGUAUGUUGGAUUUCACGUGUGAAUUUGAGGAGUCAGAUCGUCUACCUUUUCUUGAUGUGCUCGUUGAGAAGUCAAUUGAUGGUGGUGUUGUCACGUCGGUCUAUCGCAAGCCUACGUUCACUGGCUUGUACAUUGUUUGGGAUUCGUUUUGCGCGACACUGUAUAAGAUCAAUUUGUUGCGUAAUUUGGUGGAUCGUGCACGUCGCCUUUGUUCGUCUUCAAGGUUGGAGCAGGAGUUGGAGAAGUUACGUGCGCUUUUUCGUCUCAAUGGAUACCCCGAGUCUGUUAUUGUGAAGUAUGUAACUGAAACCAGUCCAAAGAAGAAUGCUGAAGUUUCCACUAAUCCAGUAUACCUAUGUUUACCGUGGAAGGGCGAGUCAGUAUCACGUAUGGUUCAGCGUCGGGUUAAGUCUGCCGUGGAGUCCAAUUACCAUAAUGUUCAUAUUCGCUUCAUCUACUCCACGGUGCGUGCGUUCACGGCCAAGGUGCAAGACAGCAUAAGAGAUCGUGUAAACGAUGUGAACUCCAAAAGGUAA